CUCAAUCACAGUAUAGUUUGGUUUGACAACUAUAUAAUUUUCUCAGAUGCAUCAAAACUAUCUACCAGCAUGCCUUUCCUGGGACUUGCCAAUAGCGUUGAUCAGAAACAACAGAGAAAUGAUAGAGGUAAUAGUUAAACACGCAUCGCGGGCACAGGGAAACUGCCGGGAACGGCCAAUCCAAACACGUGAAGCACCAACUUGCUAAGGUCUCAUGGAAUAUCUAGGCAAGACUCUGAAAAUUGUAACUAUACCAUCCAUUAUCCUCGGUCUAGGGAUGGCCUUGAAGAGGUCUCAGCAACUGAUUUCGGAUCCUCGGCUGGAUGUCACGAUAUACUCCGACUCGACGUAUGUAGUGGUUCUCGAUAGCCGGCUCAAGGAGAAGGGAGAUGUGCAAUAUGUAUGGUUUCAAAGAGAGGAGAAUCAGUAUGCUGACAAGCUGUGCAAUGACUUGAUGAACACUAUAUAUUUUGUUGAAAGGCUGUGCAAUAGCCUGAAGAACGCGAGGUGUGAUGUGCAAAGCUCCUCUUUCGAUGACAGCUAGCAGACAGCCUGGAAGUCUGUGUCUAGGAAUAAACUUCAAAAAGUGUUUCAUUUAUGUUCCGAGCAAAUUGAAUCUAUGUGAUUGGUAGUAGACUGAAUCACUUCAAGGCUUCAUGACCUUACCUCUUAACGAAACAUGUCGCAUCUUUUGGUAAAGCAACCAAAAAAAGAUAUUGUCGACACGAAGAGGGGACGGAGUGAGUGUCAGGUGUAUAUUUCCCUGACAAAAUCCGGUGUAUACUUACGGAAGGAUUU
Messenger RNA from Aspergillus eucalypticola CBS 122712, 798 nucleotides. RefSeq names its product ribonuclease H family protein. The coding region runs from base 215 to 544 and encodes 109 amino acids. The record is from RefSeq and is a predicted model, not a curated record. Lineage: Eukaryota; Fungi; Ascomycota; Eurotiomycetes; Eurotiales; Aspergillaceae. The transcript has a single exon.